This is a messenger RNA of Punica granatum (pomegranate), 1170 nucleotides long. Lineage: Eukaryota; Viridiplantae; Streptophyta; Magnoliopsida; Myrtales; Lythraceae. The record is from RefSeq and is a predicted model, not a curated record.
CAGAGCAGAGAAUAUUAUUUUCCUUACCGGAAAGCAAAAUCCAAAAAACUAAAGGGAAAGAAAAAUAAAUAAAUAAAUAAAUAGAGAAGAAGACGGAGGAAUUUCGACCCCCUUAAUUAAUUCUUUUCGUCUACGGCUCUGUCCAAAAUCCUGCGCUCCCAAGUUAUUCGCUCAGGACUCGUCUUCUCUUCGCAGCAGGUAUCAUGGCUGUGAGAUUAGCCUUUGUGCUUCUCUUUAUGUUGAGUAUUACCUGGAACUCUGAUGCAAGACAGCUUUCUGAACUCCACCCAAAAGAAGAAGUUUCGAGGAAUGAAAAUAUUUGCACACUCUGUGAGGAGUUUGCUGCCGAGGCACUUGAUUACCUCAAUGAUAAUAAGACUCAGACUGAGAUAAUUGAACAGCUUCAUGAGAGCUGCUCUCGUAUGCCUACCUUCAAGCAGCAGUGCAUUACUUUGGUGGACUAUUAUGCUCCGCUAUUCUUCUUAGAAGUCUCCUCAAUUCAACCUGGGGAUUUCUGUCAGAAGGUCAAUCUCUGUGAAAAAAUGGCUCUGCUUUCUGCCGAAGUUAAGGAAGAUAGUUGUCAACUAUGCCACCAUGCUGUUUCAGAAGUGUUGGAAAAGUUGAAGGAUCCCAACACACAGAUGGACAUCCUUGAGGCGCUCAUGAACGCUUGCAACUCCAUGGAGAAGAAGUAUGUGAAAAAGUGUAAGAGGAUGGUUUUCGAGUAUGGACCACUGGUUCUUGCAAAUGCAGAGCAGUUUCUGGAGAGCAAAGAUCUGUGCACUGCGCUUCAUGCCUGUAAAUCAGAUGGGAUCAGCGCUCAGGAUUCCUCAUCGGAAACUAUAGUGGGGCUUUCCACAUCUUAAAGCUGGCAGAUUGAACCAGGUGACCUGAUCAAUGUGCAUGUGAAAUAGCAGUGUGCAUUUUCAUUCGAUUUCCGUUGUAUAUGUACACGAUUAAGAUCCAGGUGACUGGGAGAAAAGGGAAGAUCUGCAAGUCACCUCCAAGAUUGUUUGGUGUAUAUUGGUACUGGGUUGACAGUGAGUUACCAUACAGUGAUUGGUGGAGUUGCAUACAUUUUAUGGACUAAAAUUAUCUCUUGCUUGGCUUUCGCCUUUCUAAGAGACAUUAAUCUGAAAGUCCUUGGUCUCACCGUGAGACGAACUGAUA